AUGGGCACGUGGGGCACGGUAGCGUGUGUGGGAGCGUCGGCGCUGACUUUGGCGAGUCUGGCGGCGAUGUGCCUCAUCGUCGCCGACAUCAACGGCCUCUACCGCGACGUCAUGGAAGAGAGCAAAAUCAUGAAGGUUUCCUUCAGAACUCUUUGGAAAAGCCAAGAAAAAACUAUUUAGUGAAGAUCCUUAAAUUUCAAAUUUUCUGUUUCGUGGGCAAACUCCAGAGCAAAAAGCUGUGCAUUGCGUGAAAUCGGAGAAAUUAUUUUUGUUGAUUUAUUUGCAGGGCCUGAACGCUUAAAGUCUUUAGGUCAAAAUAAUUCGGAAAGAUAAAGUAGAAGGUUCUUUUUAAAACGUGUCAUGUUUUUUAUGGAUAACUAGGAGAAUAUGCAUUUCUUCAAAGCUUUUCAAGCAUGGCAAAUUUCUUAAUGAUGGGCAAAUUAAAAAGUAAAUAAUUUAUGCAGAACAAACUGAAGUCUCAAAUAAAUUCGAAUGAGUUAGAAUCCUUUUUGAAGUUAGUGAGAAUUUUUGAAGACGGUCGCCGACGACGCCUGGGCCGAGCUUCUCAAGCGCAACACGCCUACCAGUCUGGACGCCGUUCGUUCGCUGCUCAUGGGUUAGCUCCAACCAAAUCUUCAAAUCCGUUUCUGACCACCGGACUGUUUCUAGGACGCAAUAAGCGUGACGCUCAGUGCAACUGCGGAAAUCGCAGCCAAGGUUGUCCAGACGGACCACCUGGACCUCCAGGACCCGAUGGAGAGCCAGGUCACGAUGGUACGCCAGGAGCGCCAGGACCGGACGGAAGACCUGGAAUCAACUCUAUUUUGGGAGAACAGGUUGCCUCGGCCUGCAUCUCUUGUCCAGCUGGACCCCCUGGCGAGCCAGGAGCGGAAGGAUGUCCAGGAGAUCCAGGACUUGACGGCGAGCCUGGACGUGAUGGUCCCAACGGGGCUCCAGGACCUGACGGAGAAGAAGUAAGCUAGUUUUAUACUUUAUUAUUAAGCAUUUGUUCAUUAAAGGGACCAGCUGGAGGAAGUGGACGACCAGGUCCUAAAGGACAUACUGGACCUCGUGGACCGCCUGGAAAGGAAGGAGUUGUCUACCUUGCUGGAAAACCCGGACAUCCUGGAAACUCUGGUCGCAAAGGACCCCCUGGAGCCCCAGGAAAAGACGGACGACCUGGAAAGAAGGGAGAAGACGGAAUACCUGGUGCCGGUGGCGCUCCAGGAAACGACGGAACUCCGGGAGUCGAUGGACAGCCUGGAAACGGCGGAGAAGACGGCAAACCAGGACCAGACGCCGCCUACUGCCCCUGCCCCUCCAGAAGCAUCGCCGUCGAGGCUGCCGCGUCCAACACCGAGAACUACGGCAAAAUCUAA
This is a messenger RNA of Caenorhabditis auriculariae, 1379 nucleotides long. Lineage: Eukaryota; Metazoa; Nematoda; Chromadorea; Rhabditida; Rhabditidae. The record is from the annotation of a GenBank genome assembly.